GAAGGACUUUAUAGUAUUGUGAUUGACAUAUUAGGACCUAGUUUAGAGGAUUUAUUUGAUAUGUCUCACGUAAAUUAGUACAAACAGUAGCUAUGUUAGCUAAACAAAUGGUAAUAAUUCAUGACUCUAAUAGAUAUCAGAUAACUCGAAAUGCAAAUACGAUAUAUAUGAUGACUUUGGUAUGGAAUUAUACUGAUCCAAGACACAAAACAACAUAUUCAUAUCGUGAAGAAAGAGAAGAGCAAUCAAGACGUGAUGAUUUAGAAUCAUUAGGUCAUGUAUUUAUAAUUGGUGAAAAGAAGCAAACAACACAAGUAAAAGAUUUAUGUGAUGGAUUUCCAGAUGAAUUUGGACUCUAUUUACAAUAUACUAGGCAUCUAAAAUUUGAAGAAGAUCCAAAUUAUGAAUAUUUAAAAUGUUUAUUUGAUAAAGUAUUAGAGUCAUUAGGUGAAAAAGAUGAUGGUAUUUAUGACUGGAUGUUAUUAAAUGAUGGAAAAGGAUGGGAGGUAAUAAACGACA
This is a messenger RNA of Cokeromyces recurvatus, 519 nucleotides long. RefSeq lists its product as uncharacterized. The annotation marks the transcript as partial. Lineage: Eukaryota; Fungi; Mucoromycota; Mucoromycetes; Mucorales; Mucoraceae. Gene Ontology annotation, biological process: peptidyl-serine phosphorylation; signal transduction; endocytosis. The transcript is spliced from 6 exons. The record is from RefSeq and is a predicted model, not a curated record. Gene Ontology annotation, cellular component: nucleus; cytoplasm. Gene Ontology annotation, molecular function: protein serine/threonine kinase activity.